Molecule: messenger RNA, 630 nt
Organism: Penicillium subrubescens
Lineage: Eukaryota; Fungi; Ascomycota; Eurotiomycetes; Eurotiales; Aspergillaceae
Product: GNAT family N-acetyltransferase
Exons: 1
Coding region: 1-630 (209 amino acids)
Molecular function (GO): acyltransferase activity, transferring groups other than amino-acyl groups
Source: RefSeq, a predicted model, not a curated record
AUGACCACCGAGCCAGCCUCCUCCCCGUUCCCUUCGGAGUUUGCCAUCUCGACUUCACGCCUACGCAUCCAUCCUUUUGACCCUGACAACCUUUCCCACUGCGAAUUCCUGGUUCAAUUAUGGAAUACAGAUGACUUUACCAAAUCAUGUGGUCGGACCGGCAUCGACACUCCCGAGAAAGCUGCGGCCUUUAUCCGAUGGCGCGUUUUUGCAGACUAUGCUCGUAACCGACAUGGCCAGUUCCUCGUAUCUCUCGUCGAAGCCUCUCAGGCCCCGAAGCUUAUCGGAUGUGUCUCUCUGAUGAAGGGAGCUCCGCCUGGCCCGCAUUAUCUCGCUCCGGAUAUUGGAUACACGAUACUACCUGAUGAGAGUGGGAAAGGGUAUGCGACUGAGGCGGCCAAGGGGCUGCUUGAAUACGCACGGGUCGAGCUAGACAUCCAUACUGCUUUUGGAUUCUGUUCUGCGACGGAUUUGCGUAGUCGCAGGGUCUUGGAGAAAAUUGGCAUGGACUAUCGAGGGGUGGCUGCUUUGUGGGUCUUUGGUGGGAAGGAGAGUGCCGUGUAUGCUCUUCCUGGGAUGGACAAGGAUCUAGGUAUUUAUAAUCUUACGGAAGACCUUCGUGAUAAAUGA